AUGUCUGAAGAAGGGAAAAGAAGCAGCAGCGAAAUCGAGAAAAACGAUAAAAUAAAAGAGCGAACAAGAGAAGAAAAAAACAGGACUGCAUACAAAGUUGUGAACGAGGUGCUUUUGAAGGAGCAUGCUUUCUGGUCUAAGGAGCCGCUUGGAAAAAGCCAGGCGUCCUGCAAAGGCAGCGGGUCUUCUUCUGCCGAAGGCGCCGCAGGGCUGGACAUACGGACCGUGGACAUUGCGUGCGAGCUUUCUGCGGUUGCGUCGUUUCUGAUGGACCACUAUGUUGAGGACGCAGAAGCCAGGUUUCGCCUGCAGUACUCGCCGGAGUUCCUUAGAUGGCAGCUAGAGUCCCCGAGUGUUUUUCCAGAGUGGAAUAUUGGGAUGUUUGACGGCAGCCGCCUGGUUGGGUUUAUAUCUGCAGCCGCAAUUGACAUAAAAAUCAAAGAGUCUACGCCCAAGACGGCGGUGGUGAACUUCCUGUGCGUGCACAAGGACUACCGGAAGAGGCGGCUUGCGCCCGUUUUAAUCAAGGAAAUAACAAAGAGGGUGAACUUAAAAGGGAUAUACACCGCUUUAUUCACGUCUGGCGACAAGCUGCCGUACAUAUUCACCCGGUCGAGAUACUACCACAAAAUACUGCGAGAAGGAGACCUUGUGGAAAGCGGGUUCUGCGACCAAGAAGACAUUGACAAAAUAACGGAAAGCCGCAUGAUAUUUCAGGACUCGCCCACCGUCCACUUUCGCCCAGCGCAGGAAAGCGAGCUUCCCGGGGUAUACGAAAUGUACUGCAGCAAGUACAAAGAUCUGGACAUUUCUGCGUCGUUCACAUACGAGCAGUUCAAGUACUACGUGUACGGAGACGGCAGGGGCCUGUCGCGCUUGCUGGUGAGCGAGGACGCGAGCGAGUUUGUUUCGUUCUUCCACCUGUCCACCCGGUCUGUGGACAGCAAGGUGCCCAUAGAAACGGCGUAUCUGUCGUACCACACAAUGAAGCACGGCGUGGGCAGCAUGCUGGGCCUGAUCCAGUAUUUGCGAGGCACGGACGAGUUUGACGUGCUGAACGCCUUGGAAAUUGAGAGCAACACACAGAGCAUAUUUGCCGACUCGGGGUUUAUAAAGGGGGACGGAACCAUAAACUACUAUCUCUUUAACUGGGACACAGAACUGAUCCCCCCGAGCAGAAAUAGCUUUAUAUCCUACUAG
Molecule: messenger RNA, 1200 nt
Organism: Nematocida major
Lineage: Eukaryota; Fungi; Microsporidia
Product: glycylpeptide N-tetradecanoyltransferase
Exons: 1
Coding region: 1-1200 (399 amino acids)
Biological process (GO): N-terminal peptidyl-glycine N-myristoylation
Cellular component (GO): cytoplasm
Molecular function (GO): glycylpeptide N-tetradecanoyltransferase activity
Source: RefSeq, a predicted model, not a curated record